This is a messenger RNA of Diabrotica virgifera virgifera (western corn rootworm), 1246 nucleotides long. RefSeq lists its product as uncharacterized. The transcript is spliced from 5 exons. The coding region runs from base 109 to 1107 and encodes 332 amino acids. NCBI's taxonomy places the organism in Eukaryota, Metazoa, Arthropoda, Insecta, Coleoptera, Chrysomelidae. The record is from RefSeq and is a predicted model, not a curated record.
CAAAUAGCUACCUUACCGAUUGUUAAAAUUAUUUGAAAUAAGACUUUUUUAUUAGACGUUUCCAAUACAUGUGCUUCUUUUUUUUUCUUGUGAUAAUUAACUGACAACAUGGCUUUCAGGAUAUUAGUGUUCGCUUCUUGUGUUGUGUUUGUAACGUGUCAGGUUAGUUUAGAAAAAAUGUUUGCAAAUUGCGACGUUGACACCGACGAAUUUGAUGAAUGUUUAAAAGAUAGAUUCAACGAGCUCAGACCAUAUUUUAAAGAAGGUCUUCCUGACUAUGGCAUUGAAUCAUUUGAUCCAUUCUUUGCCACUGAAGUUCCGUAUAAAAGCCGAAAUCCACUGUUUAACAUCAAACUAAUUUUAAGAAAUGUCACCGAAAGUGGAUGGACGUCAUCAGAAGUUACCAAAAUUAAAACUGACAUGUCUAGAAACCAGAUCGCCAUUACCCAGACUUUCCCCGACAAACGUCUCAAUGGUCAGUAUGAAUUCGAAGGUACUAUUCUCGGUAGGAAGAUAGAAAAUAAAGGUGCAUGGAACUUAGCACUUUUUGAUUACGUACAAACACUAACGGUAAAUAGAAAACCUUCAGGUCCAUCAGCACCCCUGGAGAACCCCCCAAUCAAAGUAAAAUGUAAAUUGGAAACUUGUAAAAACCUGGAACUGCAUAUUAGUAAUCUUGCUGGAGGACGAUCAUUCGUAGAAAAUAUGCUUGAUCGAGUAAUUAACACAGCUUGGCAACCUGGAUUUUUGGUCCUAGCACCAAUUAUCAACGAAUUAGUUGGAACUGCCUUUACAGAAAUCUUCAAUAAAAACUUCCAAGCAUUUCCAUUCUCCAAAGUAUUUGACCCAGAGCUACAACGGCUUCGGAAAAGGGAACAACAAACUCAGCAAUCACAACAGCAACCUCAACAACAACCACUGCCACCAGUUCAGACGCAACAGCCUAUAAAACAGCAACAGCCACAGCCACAAGUUCAAACGCAACAGCCACUACAACAGCCACAGCAACAGCCCCAUCAACAGCCACAGCAACCGCCACAGCAACAGCCACAAAUGCAGCCAGCAUUACAACCGCAGGUACAACUGCCUCAACAAGUAAUAGCUUAAAUAGUACGAGAUAUUAUUUAUUUGGAAGAAGAAGAAAUGAAGUAAUUUUUAAAGAUUUUUUAUAAAAGAUAUAUAUAUAUAUAGUGUACAUAAAAAUAUAGUAUAAGUUUGUUUUUCAAUAAAAAAGUAAUAAACUCCA